Aspergillus ochraceoroseus IBT 24754 is the source of this 914-nucleotide messenger RNA. RefSeq names its product transferase hexapeptide domain protein. The record is from RefSeq and is a predicted model, not a curated record. Gene Ontology annotation, molecular function: dynein complex binding. Gene Ontology annotation, biological process: mitotic spindle organization. The transcript has a single exon. The coding region runs from base 64 to 897 and encodes 277 amino acids. NCBI's taxonomy places the organism in Eukaryota, Fungi, Ascomycota, Eurotiomycetes, Eurotiales, Aspergillaceae. Gene Ontology annotation, cellular component: dynactin complex.
CAUUCUACCAUUCCACCUCAACUCAAUCAAUCCCAAUAACAACAACAAUAAAAAAUAUAUUCAAUGGACCCAAGACACAGCUCAUCCCGCCCCACCCCCCAACAAAGCCACCUACGACCCCCUCCGCACCACCGUCCCUUAGCAACAACAGCCAGCUCCGCCCCCCCAGCCUCAGCUCCCCCCCGAGCCCCCGUCACCGCACACCCCACCGCAACCAUCUCCGACUCGGCCGUCUUCCAAGGACCACACCGGAUCACAAUCGGGUCCGGCUCAAUCAUCCACCCUCGCGCCCGGAUAUACUCGCACGACGGACCCGUUGUAAUCGGCGACGGAUGCAUAAUUAGCGAGAAGGCCUCGGUUGGAAUCGCCCCUGGAUCUGGAGCGUCUACCCGGGGACAAGGACGAGCACGAAAUGCAGCCAGUGCCAGUGCCAGCGGAUACGGAGAAGGAGGUGGUGGUGGUGAGCUUCCGAUUCGCAUCUCGGCAAACGUUACAAUCGGUCCCGUGGCUACGGUUCACCCCGGAGUGCAGAUCCAUUCCGCCGCUGUCGUUGACGCUCUUGCUAUCGUCCACCGGCGGGUGUCCAUCGGUGCGCAUGCGAAAAUCUGUGCGCGGUGCGAAGUCCCUACGAACACCAAGGUGCCUGAGUGGGCGGUUGUUUGGGGGAUCGGGGCUGGUUUUGGAAUCCGGAGGAAGAUUAAGGUUGUAGGGAAGAAGGCUGGGCCUGUGGCGCUUGCUGCUGCUGCUGCUGCUGCUGCUGGGGGGGGGAGUGUGCAGGCGUUGGAGAUGACGCUGGAGGGUCGGGCCGCGGAGGAUGCGAGGAUGGUUGGCUUGCAUAAGGAGAGGGAGGUGCUUGUGAAGUAUAUUGCAUCUUCUGGGGGAGGGAGGAGGAGAUGAUUUUUUUUUUUUUUUUU